Molecule: messenger RNA, 2195 nt
Organism: Gadus macrocephalus (Pacific cod)
Lineage: Eukaryota; Metazoa; Chordata; Actinopteri; Gadiformes; Gadidae
Product: poly(U)-binding-splicing factor PUF60-like
Exons: 12
Coding region: 99-1751 (550 amino acids)
Biological process (GO): mRNA splice site recognition; regulation of alternative mRNA splicing, via spliceosome; alternative mRNA splicing, via spliceosome
Cellular component (GO): precatalytic spliceosome; catalytic step 2 spliceosome
Molecular function (GO): RNA binding
Source: RefSeq, a predicted model, not a curated record
GCAGCCAGUUGUAUCCCAUCGCGAGAGUUGCUAAUUGCGUUUGCGGACUUCUCGCGGUAGUUAUCGUUUGCGGGGGCCUUUGGAGUAAGGCGUGCUACAUGGCGAUUACUGACACUGCGGGAGGAGACACCGUGAAGAUGGAGAAUGGACAGGGGACGGGCUCGAAGCUCGGGCUCCCGCCGCUCACACCGGAGCAGCAAGAAGCGCUCCAGAGGGCAAAGAAAUAUGCGAUGGAACAGAGCAUUAAAAGCGUCCUGGUGAAGCAGACAAUAGCGCAUCAACAGCAACAGCUCACAAACUUGCAGGAUGGAGUCUACGGCCAACUAAUGAUGGCAGCCGUGACAAUGGGCUUUGGAGAUCCUCUCUCACCUUUACAAUCGGUGGCAGCCCAGCGUCAGCGUGCGCUAGCCAUCAUGUGCCGCGUCUACGUGGGCUCCAUAUACUACGAGCUGGGCGAAGACACCAUCCGACAGGCUUUUGCCCCCUUUGGACCCAUCAAGAGCAUCGACAUGUCAUGGGACUCGGUCACCAUGAAGCACAAGGGCUUUGCCUUUGUGGAGUACGAUGUGCCUGAAGCUGCCCAGCUGGCUCUGGAGCAGAUGAACUCAGUCAUGCUGGGGGGACGUAACAUUAAGGUGGGGCGGCCAAGUAACAUCGGUCAGGCGCAACCCAUCAUUGACCAGCUGGCAGAGGAGGCGCGUGCCUUCAACCGCAUCUACGUUGCGUCGGUCCACCCCGACCUCUCGGACGAGGACAUCAAGAGUGUGUUUGAGGCCUUCGGACGCAUCAAGUCGUGCACGUUGGCCCGUGACCCCACCACGGGACGCCACCGGAGCUUUGGCUUCAUCGAGUACGAGAAGCCUCAGUCCUCCCUGGACGCCGUGUCCUCCAUGAACCUGUUCGACCUCGGGGGUCAGUACCUGCGGGUGGGCAAGGCCGUGACCCCGCCCAUGCCGCUGCUGACCCCCACCACCCCCGGUGGGCUCCCGCCGGCUGCAGCGGUGGCCGCGGCGGCCGCCACCGCCAAGAUAACGGCCCAGGCAAGUAUGAAUCCCUUCCAAAGGGAUUUAAUGGCCUUCCAGGAGGCUGUAGCCGGGGCGUCAGUCCUGGGGGCGCUCGCCGCGCCCCAGCUUCUCGGCCAGCAGAUGGGGAUCCCCGUCAUGGCUGCCCAGGCGCCGGGGGUCAUCACAGGUGUGACUCCGGUGCGACCGCCCAUGCCAGUGCUGCCCCAGGUGGGCCUGGUGAACCCGGUGCUGGCCUCGCCCCCCGUGCUGUCCAACCAGGUGAUGGCUGGGGGCCCCGGCCAGCAGCAGCAGGAGAAGAAGGAGGAGAAGGAGGAGAUGCUGCAGGAAGGAACGGGCCAGGAGAUGCUGAGCGACCAGGAGCACAUGAGCAUCUCGGGCAGCAGUGCCCGACACAUGGUGAUGCAGAAGCUGCUCCGCAAGUCGGAGUCCACAGUUAUGGUCCUGCGCAACAUGGUGGGGCCGGAGGACAUCGACGACGACCUCGAGGGAGAGGUGACCGAGGAGUGCGGCAAGUUCGGAGCGGUCAACCGGGUCAUCAUAUACCAGGAGAAGCAGGGCGAGGAGGAGGACGCGGACAUCAUCGUGAAGAUCUUCGUGGAGUUCUCCAUGGCGUCGGAGAUGAACAAGGCCAUCCAAGCCCUGAACGACCGCUGGUUCGGCGGUCGCAAGGUGGUGGCCGAGGUGUAUGACCAGGAUCGUUUCAACAGCAGUGACCUCUCUGCAUAGACUGUCCCACCCGUUUGUACCACGCCCAAUCCUCCCGGUUCAUGACCAGUAAAGUGUAAUUAUCUUCUGUUCCUUUUUUUUUUUAUUGAUGUUCAUGUUAUAGACGUCUCCUCACAGGGGUUGAUUUUGGGAAAGGGAUCGAUCUUUGCUUUGUGAAUUGUGAAGAAUUAUUUUGUAUCUUUUUUUUUUUUAAACACCUGCCGAUGUUAGCCCCUUCAUCGUUCCCCACUGCUAAAACUGUCAAGACAUGUCGACUUUUUAUGAAUAAAGCUUAUUUGUCCAAAAACACUGUACAAUAAUACAUUUCUUAAAAAGAUGGUUGAGUGAUUUUAAGGGUGAAUGAUGACCUGUAUCUCUAAAACACGGAGUUAUGAUUGUGAAAUAGGUGAAGUACUGGUAUUUGAUAUUUGACAUCUUGUGCUCAAUAAAAGCCUUUAGCCUCAA